Molecule: messenger RNA, 1659 nt
Organism: Populus nigra (black poplar)
Lineage: Eukaryota; Viridiplantae; Streptophyta; Magnoliopsida; Malpighiales; Salicaceae
Product: N-acylphosphatidylethanolamine synthase
Exons: 5
Coding region: 49-927 (292 amino acids)
Biological process (GO): phospholipid metabolic process
Source: RefSeq, a predicted model, not a curated record
UUACAGCCACCGAAGACCAACUGCAACAGCAAACAAGUCAAGGAAAAUAUGACUCGAACGAUGGAGUGGGCAGCAAGAGGGAGCCACAUGAGAGGAAUACCAAGAAAGAUGGUGAUUAUGGCCGUUGGAGCAUUUGCAAAGGCAGUUGCCAAUCUUCUUAACACCACUACAGUCCAUAAUGCUGAUACCCUUAUCAAUCUUGUUCGAUCUAGACCCCUUGGGGUGCCCCUAAUCACUGUUAGCAAUCACAUGUCCACGUUGGAUGAUCCAGUGAUGUGGGGAUUCAAGGGGUUUCCUAUUUUUGAUUCAAAUUUGGCUAGAUGGGCACUUGCAGCUGAAGACAUUUGUUUCAAGAAUUCAUUGCUGUCUUAUUUUUUCCGUAUUGGGAAAUGUAUACCUAUUACAAGGGGUGGUGGAAUCUAUCAAAAGCACAUGAAUGAAGCUCUUGAGCGGUUGAGUGAUGGAGAAUGGCUACAUACCUUUCCUGAAGGAAAAGUGUCUCAAGAAGAUGCUCCUAUAAGGCGAUUGAAAUGGGGAAUUGCUAGUCUCAUUGUUCGUUCCCCCGUAACUCCAAUAGUUCUGCCAAUUGUUCAUCAUGGUUUUGAAGAGGUGAUGCCUGAAAAUUUUUGGUUUGGGAGAAGGCCUCCUUUUCCGUUGUGUAAUAAGAGCAUCAACAUAGUUAUUGGCGAGCCUAUGGAAUUCAACCUUCCUAAAAUGACACAAAUGGCAAUUUCUAUGUCCCGUAAUUUGCAUAAUCCUACCAGAGGAUGGCCCAUCCUUUCCCUGUCUGGAUUGGAUGAAGCAGCACAGAGAUGUCUCUACACUAGUAUUUCAGACCAGAUUCAGACCUCCAUGGAAAGCUUAAGGAGUUCAAGUAAAAAGUUAUCUGAGGCAAAAUCUCUGAAUUCUGGACAGGUAGAAGAGUAGAGAAUAUCUUCGUGCAUGUCUUCUAUCAGGCAUGCAUGGUGGUAGGGGAUAUGCAUGUGAUUAUUUCCAAAAGUUUAUGGUAAUGAUAAAUACACCUUUGUUCUGGUCACAUUUCGUGGAAUCAAUUUCAAAAAUUUAAAUGAGGGGGGAAGCACAAGACAUCCUUUCAUUAGUUCAAAUUCUUGAUUCUUUUUGCAUCUCUUUGAGGGUGGAUAGAAAGGUGUGAUAAUUUUUCUUGUGCACUCCAUAUCCUUAUUCAUUUCCCCUCGAAAAAAUUGUAUCUGGAAGGAUGAGAAGCAGGUUGGUCCCUAAGGUUUUUAAAACGACAAUCCUAAUGAUUUGAAACAAGAGAAGAGAGCUCAUUGAGCAUUGCCUCUUGAUGGUUUUAUGUAAUUUAAUUGUGAGCAAAUACAUAAUCAGCACCUCUUACAGUGUCAUGGGGUAUUUGGACAACGCUCUUCACCACUUGCAGUGACUACUGAACAAUUGGUAUCCUUGCCUAGGGUGAAAGAUCUGCAAUUGAUUCUUUUAGAGGUAUAUUGGAGGGUGAAUGAUUGUAAUCGAAGCAACUUUCUGUGGCUACAGGAGUCUCUGCUGAGAUUCAUUGGAACUGGAACACUGUAAUUUGAUGUUCUAAAUCGUUUUUUUAUUGUGAAGGACGUUCUAUCUGCCUUGCUUGUAAUCUUCGCAAUAGGUAUUCUUUAAUGGAAUUAUCUUCUUCCAUUGCCUGCA